Carya illinoinensis is the source of this 1403-nucleotide messenger RNA. RefSeq lists its product as uncharacterized. Bases 702 to 1094 code for a protein of 130 amino acids. NCBI's taxonomy places the organism in Eukaryota, Viridiplantae, Streptophyta, Magnoliopsida, Fagales, Juglandaceae. The record is from RefSeq and is a predicted model, not a curated record. The transcript is spliced from 7 exons.
AAAACCAAACUCCUUGUCUUUCUUUUUUCUCUUCAUAUUCUGCCUUUCUUUAAUUCGUCUGAUCUGUUCUCUUCAUCUUCGUGUUUGCAUCUUUAGAUUUGUUUCCUGCACCGUUGCUUUUUUUUUUUUUUUGCACGUCGUGGUAGAUGUCACCGAACGAAGGCCAUCACGAAAACCACCUCUCCAUGGUCGACGGCAGCUAGCUCGACAGAAGCGCAGAGAGCGUAGUCCAAGGCCUUGACGGGACCCUCGCCGAACGCGAUGGCAUCUCGAGCGAGCUUGAGGAGGAAAGGGCCGAGAUCUGGGUUCUCGAUGGCAGACUGGGAGUUGGGAUUGAGAUGAGGGUUAGGGUUAGAUUAACUCCAAGCCUCCUUCCCCGUGAGAGAUCGAUUGGUGAAAAUCACAUAAGGAAUGGAGAAGGGUAAGGGUGUGAUGGUUGGGGGUCGAAGAUGGGCCGUUGACUUCACUGACAAUUCCACCUCUCCUUCUUCCCGCGACAUUCCCGACCCCCCUGGUUUCUCUCGCUCCUCUCAAGAUCAGGGAAUUUAUAUUUUUUGAUUUGCAGUUGAUGAUGUUGUAUUGCUGUGAGGAGCACAACCGGGAAAAGAAACCGUCAUUUGGCCAUUUGGAUUAGUGGGCCGCAGUUUUCUCUCAUUCAUUCCAUCUGGACAUUUGCUUAUUUUGUUCUGGAGUGUAAUGAGAUGGGGUUUGAGGAGAGUAGAGAUAUUAAACUGCUUGGACUGAGAGUGAGCCCAAAGCACAGGCGUUCAAAGAGCUUUCCUGAUAAGAGAAGGGUGGAGGAAGAUGGCAUCGAUAGUUCCCUUAAGGCCUCUGAACGUAUAAAGCUGGAUUUGGGGCACUUAAAAAAUAUUAAAACCAAGAAGAAACAAUCUGGCAAGGCUGAAGUUAAUAAUUCUUUGAGGCAAGAGAUUCUGCAACUUGAGAAGGGAUUAAAAUACCAAUUUGAGGUUCGCCAUGCUUUGGAAAAGGCGUUGGGUUAUAGUUCUUCCUCUCAUGAGAAGAUAACUGAAAUCUUAAUGCCCAAGGUAAUCUACAUCUUACAAACAAGAAAAGCAUUGUGUGUGUGUCUGUGAGAGAGAGAGACAGAGAGAGAGAGUAUGCAAAUUAUUUACAUCAGUUAAUUGCAAUGCCACCAUUUUAGAUGUAGUUUUCCCAUAUCUUGAGAUUUUGGAUUCUAUUUGUAAUGCUACUUUGUUUUAACCAGAAUUUCAUUUACCUGAGAAAAACAAAACAAAAAUUUUGAACUGUCAAUAUCGACUGAUUAUUCUCAAUGAAUUCUUUUCUUUCGGGUAACAUGCCAUCUAAAUUGACACCAUGUGUUGUCUGACUUCUUAAAGGUUCUUGGGAUUUUUGAAUGAAAUGUUUAAUGAUAUUUUGGUCGA